This is a messenger RNA of Cynocephalus volans (Philippine flying lemur), 2637 nucleotides long. RefSeq names its product multiple C2 and transmembrane domain containing 2 (gene MCTP2). The record is from RefSeq and is a predicted model, not a curated record. Gene Ontology annotation, biological process: regulation of neurotransmitter secretion. Lineage: Eukaryota; Metazoa; Chordata; Mammalia; Dermoptera; Cynocephalidae. The transcript is spliced from 22 exons. Gene Ontology annotation, cellular component: synaptic vesicle membrane. Gene Ontology annotation, molecular function: calcium ion binding. Bases 1 to 2637 code for a protein of 878 amino acids.
AUGGAUCUGGAUAAACCAUCUGUCUGGGGCUCAUUGAAACAGCGGACCAGGCCAUUGUUCAUCAACUUGAGCAAGAAGAAGUUGAAAAAGAGCCCAAGUAAGCCCGUGGACUUAAGGGCAAGGCGUCACCUGGACCGCCGCCUCAGUCUCUCUGUGCCUGACCUCCUGGAGGCUGACGCCUUGGCCCCCGGGGGUGGGCCGUACUCUGGGCCCCAGUCAUCCUAUACAUCGGUGCCCAGCAGCCUGUCCACUGCAGGCAUCUUUCCCAAGAGUAGCAGUAGCUCCUUGAAGCAGUCUGAAGAGGAAUUGGAUUGGAGCCAGGAAGAAGCAAGCCACCUCCAUGUGGCGGAAACAGACUCGGAGGAGCUGUACGCCUCUCCAGCUGAGGAGAGACAGGUGUCCAGCAACAGCAUCUUCGAUCUUCAGAAAACUCCCUUUGGAGGGGAAGCUCCAGAAGAGCCAGAGAAGCUAUGUGGAGGUGGUGAUCUGAAUUCUUCUAUGACAUCUCAACAGUUCGAAGAACAUUCUACUCUUGGAGAAGCGGGUGAUGGCUUGAGUAACCUCCCUAGCCCUUUCGCAUACCUGCUCACCAUACACCUGAAGGAAGGUCGGAAUCUGGUGGUCCGAGAUCGCUGUGGCACAAGUGAUCCCUAUGUGAAAUUUAAGCUAAAUGGGAAGACGCUGUAUAAAAGUAAAGUCAUAUAUAAGAACUUGAACCCUGUUUGGGAUGAGAUAGUUGUAUUGCCCAUACAGAGCAUUGAUCAAAAGCUGCGUGUCAAGGUAUAUGAUCGAGAUUUAACCACGUCUGAUUUCAUGGGUUCUGCAUUUGUCAUUCUCAGUGAUCUUGAGCUUAACAGAACGACUGAACAUAUUUUAAAAUUGGAAGAUCCAAACAGUUUAGAAGAUGACAUGGGAGUGAUUGUGUUAAAUUUGAACCUAGUGGUAAAACAGGGUGAUUUCAAGAGACAUCGCUGGUCAAAUCGGAAGCGGUUAAGUGCCAACAAGUCCUCUUUGAUACGCAACCUACGGCUCUCAGAGUCCUUGAAAAAGAACCAACUGUGGAAUGGGAUUAUAAGUAUAACUUUGUUGGAAGGGAAGAAUGUCUCAGGAGGAAGUAUGACAGAGAUGUUUGUCCUGUUAAAACUGGGAGAUCAGAGGUAUAAAAGUAAGACACUGUGUAAGAGUGCAAAUCCGCAGUGGCAGGAACAGUUUGACUUUCACUACUUCUCUGACAGGAUGGGCAUUUUGGACAUUGAAGUGUGGGGAAAGGACAGCAAAAAGCACGAAGAACGUCUGGGCACGUGUAAAGUGGACAUUGCGGCACUCCCUCUGAAGCAAGCCAACUGCUUGGAGCUGCCACUGGAGAGCUGUCUGGGGGCUCUGCUUUUGUUGAUCACACUCACGCCCUGUGCCGGAGUCUCUGUCUCUGAUCUGUGCGUCUGCCCUUUAGCAGACCCCAGCGAAAGAAAGCAGAUUUUUCAGCGAUAUUGCUUACAGAACUCUCUGAAGGAUAUGAAGGACGUCGGCUUUUUACAAGUGAAGGUUUUAAAGGCAGUAGAUCUCUUAGCUGCAGAUUUCUCAGGGAAGAGUGAUCCCUUUUGCUUGUUGGAGUUAGGCAAUGACCGACUUCAGACCCACACCAUUUACAAAAACCUCAACCCUGAGUGGAACAAGGUUUUUACAUUUCCCAUUAAAGAUAUCCAUGAUGUUUUGGAAGUGACAGUGUUUGAUGAAGAUGGAGAUAAACCCCCUGAUUUUCUUGGAAAAGUUGCCAUUCCCUUGCUGUCCAUUAGAGAUGGACAGCCAAAUUGUUACGUAUUGAAGAAUAAAGAUUUAGAACAAGCUUUUAAAGGAGUUAUUUACUUAGAGAUGGACCUCAUAUAUAAUCCGGUCAAGGCAAGUAUUAGGACCUUUACUCCCAGAGAAAAGCGCUUUGUUGAAGACAGCCGCAAGCUGUCCAAAAAGAUCUUAUCAAGAGAUGUAGAGCGCGUGAAAAGAAUCACUAUGGCAAUCUGGAAUACAAUACAGUUCCUUAAAAGCUGCUUCCAGUGGGAAUCCACAUGGAGAAGUACAGUAGCAUUCGUGGUAUUUUUGGUCACAGUCUGGAAUUUUGAACUGUACAUGAUCCCCCUGGCAUUAUUGCUGCUCUUUGUCUACAAUUUCAUCAGACCCAUGAAAGGCAAAGUCAGCAGUCUGCAGGACACACAGGACAGCAUAGACAUGGAUGACGAGGAGGACGAAGAUGACAAGGAAUCUGAGAAAAAGGGGUUCAUUGAGAGAAUCUAUAUGGUACAGGAUAUUGUUUCAACUGUUCAAAACAUCUUGGAGGAAAUAGCUUCUUUUGGAGAAAGAAUUAAAAACACAUUUAACUGGACGGUCCCAUUCCUUUCGCUGCUGGCCUGUUUGAUUCUGGCAGCCACCACAGUCAUUUUGUAUUUCAUUCCACUACGGUACAUCAUUUUAAUCUGGGGCAUAAAUAAAUUUACUAAGAAACUUCGAAAUCCCUAUGCCAUCGACAAUAAUGAGCUUCUAGACUUCCUCUCCAGGGUACCGUCUGAUGUUCAAAAGGUGCAGUACACGGAAUUGAAACUCUGCAGCAGCCAUAGCCCCCUGCGGAAAAAGCGCAGCGCUCUCUAG